Molecule: messenger RNA, 1755 nt
Organism: Emiliania huxleyi CCMP1516
Lineage: Eukaryota; Haptophyta; Isochrysidales; Noelaerhabdaceae
Exons: 4
Coding region: 1-1755 (584 amino acids)
Molecular function (GO): glycosyltransferase activity
Source: RefSeq, a predicted model, not a curated record
AUGUCCAUCCACGUUGUCUUCAGCGCCGAGUGCAACCACGCGAUGACGUGGCAGGCCGCCGGCCUCUUCCACUCGCACCGCGCAGUCGGACAGCCCGGCAACAUCACACGGCUGCUCGCUUGCUCCGAGGAGCAGAGGGCCGACUACCGCGGCAUGGAGCUGGGCCCGACAUUUGUGCAUCACAACAUGCGACACGGCCACCCGCUCAUCGACGAGGUCGGCUACCCUUCGUACAACAAGCCGGCGAGCGUCAUGUUUUGGCUCGAGGCGGUCGAGCCAGAGGAGGAGUUCAUCGCGCUGCUCGACACCGACAUGCUGCUCCGCGCGCCGCUCGACCCAACCGCCCUAGGCGCGACGCGCGGCCGCGUCGUCUCGGCCGAGUACGCUUAUCUUGUCGGCACGGAGAAGCCCUUCGCGUCGCGAUUCCUCGAGGCGGAGGCGGUCCCGCUGGCCGCCCGCUGCGGCGGCUUCCACAUCUUCCACCGCGAGGACCUCCGGAGGAUAGCGCCGCUGUGGAUCGAGUAUACCCGCCGCGUCCGCGCCUUCGCAAAGGCGGAGCCCGAUGCGUACAUGGACGAGUCCUUCCAAGACUGGGCAGCCAAGAAGGGGACGGUGUCCGCGGCGGACGCAUCUGUCAAGCGGAGCCAGGCGCUCUGGCAGGCGGAGAUGUACGGGUACGCCUUUGCCGCCGCCUCGGUCGGCGUCUCUACGAUCGUGCGCGGUGACACCAUGCUGUACCCUGGCUACGUGCCGUCGCCCCUCGCGCUGCCCUCCAUCCUCCACUACGGCACGGACUUUUACCUGGAGAGGCAGCUGCCCGGGACGUUGCCGCGGGGCAUCUUUGGCGAGCACGCGCCCGCCGCCGGCGCGUCGCGCGAGCAGUCUCACAUCUACUUCAACAAGAUGGCGCGUCGCGACUCCGAUGCGCUGACCUCGCUCGACCUCUUUGCGUGCGCCGCCUCGAGCGGAAGGCUCGAGCGGAGAGCCGGCUCCGAGAGUGGCGGCUCGCGCGGCUUCUUCUUCUUCCCUCUCCCUCCGCCGGAAGAGCAGCUGCACGGCCGCUCGCUGCGCGACCUGCUCGCGCUGCAGCACCUCCGGCUGCUCAACGAGGCCUUCUGCGGCGUCUACAACGCACACUGCCCCAGAGGGGAGGCAGGCGUGGCGUGCCCCGACGUCGCGGCGCCCGUGGCGCGGCACUGGAGCCGCAAGCCCGUCGGGCGGCUCGACCCGCGAUCGCCGCUGGUGAGCUACUGGGACGAGGCUUCGUGCGGUCCGCGCGGCGACGACGCCGUGAGCCGUGCUACGGCCGAGUGUGGCGGUGAGGGCUACUCCGUGGUGGCGCGCGUACCGUACGACGAGUCGUCCCGCGGCUUCGCGGCGACAGACGAGUCGGGCUGCAACUACUAUGCGUAUCUCGUCCACGAGGGCUGCAGCGGCGCGGACCGCGCCGAGUGCUCCGCGCCUGCCAAGGCUGGUCACUGCCUCAAGAACUUCGAGUACAUGACCUUCUCGUGCCCGCGCGCUUGCGGCCUCUGCAGAUUCGACGCACGCGAGCUCGACCUGCUUCUGGGACCGCGCAAGUUCCACGGCGAGCUUGCGGCGGACGUCCGGCGAGAGUACUUGCGAGUCCGGACGCGUCUGGCGAGCUAUCUCGUCGCCGCGGAGCAGCAGGCUCGGUCAGCGGCGGAGGACCCCGGCACCCCAGGCACUUGUGCGUUUAAAAAGAAGCCGCCACGCACAACUUUCGCUAAGUAA